Molecule: messenger RNA, 2058 nt
Organism: Macadamia integrifolia
Lineage: Eukaryota; Viridiplantae; Streptophyta; Magnoliopsida; Proteales; Proteaceae
Product: probable leucine-rich repeat receptor-like protein kinase At1g35710
Exons: 1
Coding region: 1-2058 (685 amino acids)
Biological process (GO): hormone-mediated signaling pathway
Cellular component (GO): plasma membrane
Molecular function (GO): protein binding
Source: RefSeq, a predicted model, not a curated record
AUGGCUUACUACUCAUCCACCCGUUCUUCUCCCACUACUUCUCCGACUCCAUUCAUGUCGUUUUUCUAUCUUUGCCUUAUCAUCUUAUUCCUCAGUACUUCCUCUGCGUUUGGUAGUGGAUUAGGGGUCUCUUCCUCUCAGUCGUCAUCAAGUGAAACAGAGGCUCUACUCAAAUGGAAAGCCACUCUCCAAAACUACUCUGUCCCUGCUCUCCGAUCUUGGAAGCUUACAUCAUCAUCCUCAGCACCAAUCCCCUGCUGCAACUGGUUUGGUAUAACUUGUAACAAAGCCCGAACCAGCGUGGUUGAGAUUAGCCUUCCAGGACUGGAGCUGCAAGGUACGCUUCACAACUUCACCUUCUCUUCUUUUCCCAAUCUCCUUCGUCUCAAUCUCAGUGCCAAUGGACUCACAGGACCCAUACCAGUGCAUAUUGGUAGCCUCUCCAAACUCAUCCUCCUUGAUCUCUCCAAUAAUUAUCUUUCCAGCGUUCUGCCCCCCUUAAGUAAUUUAAGCAGCUUACACUUCUUAGACCUCUAUGGCAAUGAAAUCAGUGGCACAAUUCCUUUAGAAAUAGGGAAUAUGAAAAAUCUGGUUGAGUUGGCAAUAGGUUCGAAUAAAUUCACUGGUAUGAUCCCCCAUGUCCUGGCUAAUUUAAGCAACCUUCACUUUCUAUACUUGCAUACCAAUGAACUCAGUGGUCCAAUACCUUAUGCAAUGGGAAAUCUAGAAAAUUUGGUUGUGUUGGACCUAUCUGCAAACAAACUCAGUGGUCGAAUCCCUCAUUCUCUGUCUAAUUUAAGUAGACUAGAGACCCUCUCUUUGUUUUCGAAUCAAUUAUCUGGUCCAAUGCCUUCUGAAAUCGGAGAUAUGAAAAAUCUGGUUCAGUUGGCACUAUAUCACAACAACCUCAAUGGUCCCAUCCCUCAUUUUCUGUCUAAUUUAACUAGACUAGAGACCCUCUAUUUGCAUGGCAAUCAAUUAUCUGGUCCAAUGCCUUCUGAAAUUGGAGAUAUGAAAAAUCUGGUUGUCUUGGCAUUACAACAAAACAACCUCAGUGGUCCAAUCCCUUAUUCUCUGGCUAAUUUAACUAGACUGAAGAGCCUCCAUUUGUACGACAAUCAAUUAUCUGGUCCUGUGCCUUCUGAAAUUGGAGAUAUGAAAAAUCUGAUUGACUUGGAGCUAUCUUUCAACAACCUCAAUGGUCCAAUCCCUCAUUCUCUGUCUAAUUUAACUAGACUAGAGUUCCUCUAUUUGAGUUCGAAUCAAUUAUCUGGUGCAAUACCUCAAGACUUUGGUAGCCAAGCAUCUAUUGUAAAAUUUGCAUUGUUCGACAACAUCUUAUCUGGAAGCUUACCGCAACAAAUAUGCCAUGAGCGAUCACUUCAACAAUUUUUAGUUUCUAACAAUAAUCUCAUGGGUCCUAUUCCUGACUUUAGAAAUUGCACAAGUUUAAUGAGAGUUCGACUCGACAACAACCGAUUAGUAGGAAAUAUAACUGACAAUUUUGGUGUACAUCCACAUCUUCAUUACAUUGAUAUAAGUCACAACAGACUAUACGGAGAAUUGUCACCAAAGUGGGGAAAAUGUAAGAAUUUGUCCGUUCUGAAGAUUUCUGGAAAUAAUAUUAGUGGGAAGAUACCACUUGAGGUUGGUCAGUUAACUCAACUUGGAGAACUUGAUCUUUCUUCCAACCAACUUGCUGGAGAAAUACCAAGGGAACUUGGUAACUUAUCUACAUUGCUCCUUUUGUAUUUAAAUGACAACCAGAUUUCAGGGCGUGUACCAGUUGAAAUCGGCAAGUUAAUCAAUUUGGACCAUCUAGAUCUAUCGGCAAAUUGCUUGAUUGGAUCAAUCCCGACACAACUUGGUCAAUGCUCCAAAUUGUUGUCAUUAAAUUUGAGCUAUAAUUCAUUGAAUGGAAGCAUUCCAUCUCAAAUUGGUGAUCUUGUAUCCCUACAAGUUCAAUUGGACCUUAGUCAUAACUCAAUUAGUGGAUCGAUACCACCUGAGCUUGGGAAUUUGAUGAUGCUGGAAAUUUUGAACUAUCCCAUAAUAUGA